CCUUUUUCAACCGCUUUUUGCAUCAGCCUGUCAGAGGUCACUUUACAGAGGAAAGCACUGUAGGUGAUGAGACUUUGGAUGCAUCCCUGGAAACAAACCCCUGGCAGGAUGGACACUAAGAUUUACAAGGGCUCCCUGAUAUGUCUUCUGUUUGUCAUUUUGAAAGUGUCGUGGGCUCAGAGUCCCAUGCCCGCAGAUCAAAAGAUGCCUCCCAGUACAGCUAUAACUCCCACUGGGAGAGGAGUUGUCGCAGACACUAAGUCCUCCCGGGGAAAUCAAACCACAAACUGGAACAUUAUCAACAGCACCUCAGUCAGCCCCGCUGUAUCAGAAACGAGGGCGUCAUCAGCUGUCACCGAGGAGGCGACAAAGUUUCAAGCAAACUCUACAUCUGCUCCAGUGUCAUCGACAAAGAAGACAACGACUACAUCCAAACCCCACCCACCUAUUGUCUGGGAUCCAAACUGGGACAAACCUUUCAAAUAUGACUACGAAUCUCUGCGAUAUGCCGGCCUGAUCAUUGCCAGCAUUCUUUUCGUUGUGGGGAUUAUGAUCAUUGGCUGUGGCAAGAUCUGCCGGCUGCCCAAGUGUCACAAAAGGUCAUCGAAGUCAUACAGUGUGGUCCAACAAUAAGCAGACGGGCAAAUGGUGGCCGGCCAAGGGAAGUUGCAAGAAAUCACGUCAAAACUCCGUUUGUCAGGUGGAAAAAACACUUGACCAACUCUCGGCAACAUGUUUGUGCGCGGAGCGACAGGCUUAGCGUGCUGCUUGGUAACUGCUGAGCAAGUUUUGAGUAAACAGAGAAAUCUCUUGCCGUUAAGAGGAAAAGCUGGAAAUGUUUUUCAUGUCUCUUAAACAAACUGAACUGAAAAAUGAAUUAGUAUCACAAUAAAAAAAACAAGCCCACUGUAAUUUGUAUCAUAGUGUAUCUUGUGGAAGGUGAUGUUUAUAAAAAAAAAAUGUUUGUCACUUAAAAGGUCAUGUGGAAUAAACACAUCUACACACUUGA
Molecule: messenger RNA, 1009 nt
Organism: Fundulus heteroclitus (mummichog)
Lineage: Eukaryota; Metazoa; Chordata; Actinopteri; Cyprinodontiformes; Fundulidae
Gene: fxyd5
Product: FXYD domain containing ion transport regulator 5
Exons: 10
Coding region: 67-633 (188 amino acids)
Biological process (GO): regulation of sodium ion transmembrane transporter activity
Cellular component (GO): membrane
Molecular function (GO): sodium channel regulator activity
Source: RefSeq, a predicted model, not a curated record